This is a messenger RNA of Hyaloscypha bicolor E, 2152 nucleotides long. RefSeq lists its product as uncharacterized. The record is from RefSeq and is a predicted model, not a curated record. The transcript is spliced from 4 exons. Gene Ontology annotation, cellular component: lipid droplet. Bases 199 to 2055 code for a protein of 618 amino acids. Lineage: Eukaryota; Fungi; Ascomycota; Leotiomycetes; Helotiales; Hyaloscyphaceae.
UCAAAAUGGGCCAGCUAUACGCUCUUUACCCGUACCUACUUUUGGGAUUGUACUAGGUCAAUCCCUGCCCAGAACCUGCCGAGAAAUGCAAGCCGAGUGCGGCUUAGGCCUAUCGACUCGGAUCAGCAACAUCACUCCAAAGUAGUCGCAGCCUUUCAGCCCUAUUUCCUCUUAACAUGCGACCCAGCAUCCUACACCAUGGCCGCCGUCCGACGAGGCCAAGAGCCGCUGAAUCUCGAAAUGCCCAAUGCUUCUGCGAAUGAUCUCCCUCCCAUCUCGGCCCUCUUCCUGAUCUAUUUCGACAUCAAAGCCGGUUACACAAUUGGAUGGAAACGAUCGUUGCCUGGGAUUGAGCUGGAAGGGGUGGUAGAAUACAAGAGCUUGCCAUCGGGACUGCAUACUGUCAAAGAGGACCUGAUAUAUUUCGUCCACGAUGAUCAUGCUGGUCUCAGCGCAUUCAUCAAUGCUCCGGCAGCGGAGGAAUCGAGAAAUGCUCGCAUGAUCGCAGUGGGCGUAAUGGUUCGAUUGAGCUAUGGCAGACUGGGGAGAAGUUGGAAGCAUGCAGAAAAUUUGAAAGCAAUGGCAAAUGAGCUCAUUGUCGACACUGCUAAGACGAAAGCAUUGGAGGAAUAUUGGGGGGAACAUAAGGCUCGCGGUCCACCUGCUCUCGCAGAAACGGAUUCGUUACUAGAUUCGCCGUCGAGUACGAAGUUUCAAGCCAUAAGGACAACACCACUGAAAGCAAAGGGCCACGGGAGAAAUCGCUCAGCAUCAGAUGGUACUGCUUUGCUCCCCUCUGGACACCAUCUAUCUCCUCACCAUCCCGCAUGGAGUUUACCACAUUUGCUGGAGGCCUUUGGGCCAUUGAUAUUUCCUAUACACCGAGCUGCUUUACUACGCAAAAGGAUUCUGAUCACAGCUCAUGCUCCAGUCGAGGAGACAUGUAAUUUUGUAUAUGACCUUUCUGUACUUUCAAACAUACCCCUCGCAGUUACCGACCUCCUCGCAUCCACUGCUCCGCCCCAAAGACUCCGGCCGCUCUUCUCCAUUGGGGUCCACGACAUCCCACUCCUGGAAGAAGACCUCCGUGCCUCCAGAGCUGCUGCUGCAAUACCCGGCUCUGAACAAUCAGACCUAAGGGACGAACCAGGCAAUGGUUGGAUAGCCUGCACAACAGAUAGCAUCCUUGCCAUGAAAAGUGCUCUCUAUGAUGUUCUGAUAACUAUGCCCCCUCCCUACUCGGAAGAUGCCCACGAAAAAAUCUGGCCGAAAGUCGAAUCGCCCCAAGGUGUUGAGAUGAAAGCCACACAGCGAGAUCUUCGGCGUUACAAAGCUCUCAGAUGGAGUCUUUCACGCCACAUCUCCACCCCAUCUAGUCCCAGCACCACACGUCGCCGAAGCUCCUCGGGUUCCUUCUCCGAAUCGGAGACUAUCCGAGCGUCUUCCUCCAGCCUCUCACUCCCCCGAGACGACCCCAUGCUUGACCUCCCUGAUACAGACGACAUCAUAGAACCCAUAUCAUGGGCCGCCCUCGCCUACUCAGGCUUCAUGUGGUGGGCCUCGGCCGGCGAGCAAGUGCUCCACUCAGAAGAAGAAUCCGAAUCUGAUUCCGCUCUCCUCUCCGGCCUCGCACUGUCCCCCUCUACGCCCAUCACACCUCGUCCGCGCUCCCAAUCCACCGUCUCCGUUGGCAUCAAAGGGAAAACUGGGUUAGCAGGGGACAUGAAAGCUAAUCAAGAAAUGGCAAUAAUAGCUUACUUCCACCGCUUGACCACCCAAAUUCUGGCUACUUUGAGUGAUAUCGUGGAUGCUACGGACUCAGACGAUGAGCGAGAAGACGAGCAUGAAGCUCUGCAUCGAGUGCAGGACGAUGGCCCCGCUGAUGAGACGGGACCGGCGGUGUAUGUUUCUAGUUCAGAUGUGGCGAGGAUGGGCCUCGAUCAAUGGUCUUCAACAGACCAUGCCUUUAUCGAGGACGUGGCGAAAGAUUACUUCGGACGACGAGCACGUGUUGAAGGGCGGAAUGUUGAUGUGUGCGGGAUUCGGAUUUGCUAAUUCAUCCUUCGGACUUUCGAAGGACUUGUAUUGUUAUGUCAGGAUUGGGAGUUUGGAGGACCUGGCCUGCUGCUUUGCAUAAAAGGAUAGGGGGGGU